Messenger RNA from Drosophila rhopaloa, 624 nucleotides. RefSeq names its product circumsporozoite protein. Bases 1 to 531 code for a protein of 176 amino acids. The transcript has a single exon. The record is from RefSeq and is a predicted model, not a curated record. Lineage: Eukaryota; Metazoa; Arthropoda; Insecta; Diptera; Drosophilidae.
AUGCGAUCCCCGUUCAUCCUCGUCUUCGGCCUUUCUGCCCUCGUUGCGGCUGCUUACGCCGCAGGAACAACAGGAGCAGGAACAGGAACCGGGACUCCGGCUGCGGCAGGAACAGGAGGCACCCCUUCUACUGGAACAGGAGGCACCCCUGCGGCCUCUACUGGAACAGGAGGCACACCUGCGGCUUCUACUGGAACAGGAGGCACCCCUGCGGCUUCUACAGGAACAGGAGGCAGCCCUUCGUCUGCUUCUGGAACGACUCCAGCAGCUACAGCUCCUACAACUCCUCCAGCAUCCACCCCAACUCCCACCCCAACUCCCAGUGCAUCCGUUUCGCCCAGUGACUCUUCGGCCACGGAUUCCGCGAACGCAGCGGAGGUGGCUAGGUUGGAGAACGUGAUUGCAAAUUUGAGACUUAAGGACAGGCGGCAACAAAAUCGCAUAAAAAAGCUUAGGGGAAAGCGUAACGGAAAGCGUAACGGAGGACGUAACGGAAGGCGUCGUGGAGGAAGACGCCAACGUCGGGGCUAGGCUCUACAAAAAGGACAAAAUGUAUUUGGAAGUUUCGACAUUCACAAUCAAAUGUUUAAACAAAUCAAAUAAAAUGAAUAUAUGAGAACGCAA